Gekko japonicus is the source of this 1510-nucleotide messenger RNA. It is a transcript of the gene PEX16, whose product is annotated as peroxisomal biogenesis factor 16. The transcript is spliced from 11 exons. Bases 107 to 1141 code for a protein of 344 amino acids. Gene Ontology annotation, cellular component: peroxisomal membrane. The record is from RefSeq and is a predicted model, not a curated record. Gene Ontology annotation, biological process: peroxisome organization. NCBI's taxonomy places the organism in Eukaryota, Metazoa, Chordata, Lepidosauria, Squamata, Gekkonidae.
UGUGUCUGCGCGCCCCCGGAAGCGCGUGGCCGGUGGGGCUUGCUGGGGAGGCAGACGGGUCGUGCGCGGCGCUCAGUGGCGCGCGAGUGUCUCCCCCUGGGCAGCCAUGGCUGGGUUGGUGCAGGGGCCAGUAGGGAGGCUGCGGCGCCUGUGCCACCGCUAUCAGGAGUACGUGAAGCAGCAUCCGGCGGCGACUGCCCAGCUGGAGAGCACCGUGCGCGGCCUCUCUUACCUGCUGCCAGGUCGGUUCUCUGACUCUCAUGAACUUUCUGAGCUUGUGUAUUCUGCCUCCAAUUUGCUGGUGUUGCUGAAUGACUGGAUCCUUCGGAAGGAGUUGCACCAGUCCCUUCCUGUGUCACUUCCCCAGCAGAAGCUGCUGACAUGGCUGAGCGUCCUCGAGUGCAUGGAAGUCUUUGCGGAGAUGGGAGCUGCCAAGAUGUGGGGUGAGACUGGCCGAUGGGCCAUCAUCGUCCUCAUCCAGCUUGCCAAAGCCAUCCUGCGCCUCCUGCUGUUGCUCUGGUACAAAGCUGGCAUCCAGACAUCUCCUCCCAUUGUACCACUGGACCGGAGACAGUCAUUGCAGCAGGGAGACACAGAGGGCAACUCAACCGGCAAGGAGCAGAUAUAUGUGGGGAAGCGCUCUAGCCGUGUUAUGAGGUGCCUUGAAAGCACCCCAUCUCUGCACUCCAGACACUGGGGAGCACCUCAGCAACGGGAGGAGAAGCAGAACCAAAGAGCCAUGGAGCUGGACCAGCCUCCGACCCCUUUGAGCGUCCAGGAAACCAUUGCGGAAUCUAUUUAUGUGACUAGGCCGCUGCUCCACUUACUAAGUUUAGGGCUUUGGGGACAGAGAUCAUGGAAACCCUGGCUCAUGUCAGGAUUCUUGGAUAUCACAAGCUUGAGUUUACUGAGUGACGUGAAAGAGCUGAACAAGCGUGAGCGCCUGGAGCUGAGGCGACGGACUAUCUUGCUGCUGUACUACCUGCUGAGAUCUCCCUUCUAUGACAGAUACUCAGAGGGCAGGAUCCUCUUUUUGCUGCGCUUGCUGGCAGAUUACGUCCCUGGAGUUGGCUUCGUCACACGGCCACUGAUGGAUUACUUGCCAGCCUGGCAGAAGAUAUAUUUCUACAACUGGGGUUGACCUGGCAUAAUUGUGGAGUCUGGAGCUGGGAUGGCUCAAGCCGAGAGCAGGAUCUUGCAGUGACAGGAGGCCCUUAUGCCAAGGGAACCAGCUGUGGGGACCUAGAAAAUAAAUAUGUCUUUUUGCAUCUUAUGCCAAUGAUUGCAGAGAUUCCUGUACAGGGAAGAGGAAGGGCUCUUCUAAUGUCUCAUUUUUCUCUCUCUUUAAAGAAUCUUCUUGUGAACUGUGAACUCCACAUAGUGUGGGACUUAAAGAAUCUAUGCUACUCCCCUUUCCAUUCUGGGGUAACUGGUUUCAGAGCUGGUGGGGGGACCCUUUUUGUACACAUUUUGUAUGGCUGCAAGUUAAUAAAGCCGGGAGUCGGCAGUG